Molecule: messenger RNA, 1902 nt
Organism: Pipistrellus nathusii (Nathusius's pipistrelle)
Lineage: Eukaryota; Metazoa; Chordata; Mammalia; Chiroptera; Vespertilionidae
Source: the annotation of a GenBank genome assembly
AUGAAAGGCAUUAAGAAAAGUCUUGCAGAAGAAUAUCUGUACCUGGAUUUCUCUCACCAAAUAGAAAGAUGCAUUUUCCCACUUCAUACAUCUGUGACUUUAUUUUUGUUAUCAUACUGUGACUGCAAAAUCUUUAAAGUUUACUUAGUACUCAAAAGAGAAAGUACAGAUGUUUCACUACUUAAAAAUGUACUGUCACAGGAUGUUGAAGUACAGAUUAUUUCAAAACAAGAGCUCCCACCUAUAGUCCAGAAUUGCUGUUUACCUGCAGUAGUAGAAAGACCAGACAAUUUCUGUAGAGCAGGACUUGCUGUUGUACUGAGACACAUAAUCCAGAAAUCAUAUGAAGCAGACCCCUCGAAGAAGGAAGUUUUGGAACUUCUGGGUUUUAAAAAGACUUGCUUAAAAGCCUGUGCUGAGGUUAGUCAGUGGACCAGGCUAUGUGAACUCACCAUCCCUUUAGCUAUUGAGAAUUUUCUCAAAGAAUCUUCUGAGCAGCGCCCAAGCAUUCCUGCAGAAAUUCUACAGCUGGAGAAAAAGCUUAGUGAGCCUGUUAGAGUGCACAACGAUGACAAGCUCCGUCGGCAGAAGCUGAGGCAACAGAAGGCUGCCAGAGUGGGGCCUUCCGGUAUCAAGGAAAAAACAAAAAUGAAGAGCAAGGCCCAGAGACAGGAAACAUCGGAUGUGUUGGACCCUUUGUCCAAGAGCCUGGAACUGGAAGUGGCAUUCUCAAAGCUCACAGUCCGGGAAGAACCAGCUGCUCCCACCAGGGAACCGGCUCACAUAAGAAAAGCAAAGGCCUCUGACCUGCCCCCUCUGGAGCAUGUGUUUGCAGAAGGCCUUUACUUCACUUUGACAGACAUCGUGCUCUUGCCCUGUGUCCAUCAUUUUUUGUUAAUUAUCUGCAAGAAACUUUCUGAAAGGCUGACAGAAUUUCCACUGCUGGCUGCGUGGUACCAAAGGAUUCAGGAAGUGCCAAGAGUAAAAACAGCAGCUUCUCAAUGUGGGAUCCAGUUUUGCCCUUUACCAGAGUUGCUGACCACGUCAAAUGAACAGCAUCCAGACUUAAAUGAAGACCCGGGUGGAGAGGAACAAAAUGAUCCUUCAUUUAUAGGAGGCCCACGGCCCACAAUGACCAAGUUAAUGGAAAAAGGCAUUGAAGUGAUGUUUUCUCCUCACCCUUGUCCUACUUGGACCAUUGAUUGGAAUAGUCUUCCUGCAGCAGUGAGCCCAAAAGAAGGUAAAAUGUCCAGUGAUCGAGCAUUGAGAAAGCAGCAACAGUUAAACAACCUUGUGUAUGUGGUGACAAAUCAAGCCAAACCUGGUGACAGAAUUGUGGAUUUCUGCAGCGGUGGGGGUCACCUUGGGAUUAUGCUCGCUCAUAUGCUGCCGUUAUGCCAGGUUACAUUAAUAGAAAACAAGGAAUUAUCAUUAAUUCGUGCUAAGAAGAGAAGUGAUGAGCUAGGUCUAAGCAACAUUUGGUUUAUUCAAGCAAAUAUGGAGUAUUUUACAGGAAUGUUUAAUAUUGGGGUGGCGUUGCAUGCCUGUGGAGUGGCAACAGACAUGGUGAUUGAACACUGCAUCCAGACACGGGCUGCCUUCGUCACGUGCCCUUGCUGUUAUGGUUUCAUUCAGAAUACCUCCAAGUUUAAUUUUCCAAAAAGUGAACAAUUUAAGAAAACUUUAUCAUACAAGGAACACAUGAUUUUGUGCCGAUUUGCAGAUCAGACAGCUGUCCAGCUUCCACCCCAACGAAGGCUCAUAGGAAAGCAGUGCAUGUGCCUGGUGGAUCUGGACCGAGCAAGAGCUGCAGAAGAACGCGGCUACUCCGUUCAAGUGAUAUCCAUGGAGCCAGAGAGCUGCUCUCCCAAAAAUAACAUGAUCGUCGGAGUCCCCAUUUAG